Messenger RNA from Trachymyrmex cornetzi, 3128 nucleotides. RefSeq names its product collagen alpha-3(IX) chain. NCBI's taxonomy places the organism in Eukaryota, Metazoa, Arthropoda, Insecta, Hymenoptera, Formicidae. The transcript has 19 exons. The record is from RefSeq and is a predicted model, not a curated record. Gene Ontology annotation, cellular component: extracellular matrix. The coding region runs from base 290 to 2959 and encodes 889 amino acids.
GUGUGGCUGCUGUGCAAUGUUGUGGAUCGUGUUGCAUCCUGCAUCUCGAGUACAAUCGUGUUUCGCAGCGAGAAAUAACGUGCUCUAUUUCAAAGAAAGCGAAGCGGUCUGAUCAUUGCAUAUUAAAACCGACGGUGGUGUAACGUCGGAAAUUCUCUCUCCCUCUCUCUCCCUUCACCCUUUCCCUAUCAAGACUUUACCGAUUCGUGUGUGCGUGUCGGACGCGUAACAUCGCCGAGAAGCAACUGGGAAGUCACGCAAGCAACAACGAUUUAUUCGGUCGCGGCAAAUGUAUCUGCAAACAUGGAUAUUUGCAAUAGCGCACAUAACUUAUGCCCAAUACGUCGUCGCCAAACGCGGGCUAUGCAACGGCUACAAGUCCGGCGUAGACGAUCUUCAGACAUUCGAGUUUAUCAGCAAGCUGAAAUUGGAUCUGUUGGACGCGCGUUACAGUGGCAUGACGAAGGUCCGAGGCAGUAAUCGCAUGCAGACGGCAUACCGGCUGGAGAAAGGCACUGAUGUCACCCUCCCGACGAAAGACAUCAUACCCAGCGGGCUUCCAGAGGAGUUCUCGUUGGUGUACACGCUGAGAGCUAGGAAAUCACCGAAGUAUCCUUGGCAUGUUAUUAAGAUUGUGGACGUGAACGGCGACGCUCAGUUUCUCAUCACAAUGAAUUCCAGGAAGCGAACACUGGAUUUUUCAUCGAUCAACCACGAGGGAGAAUUACAGACGAUCUCUUUUGUGAAUGAUCGCGUGUUUGACAGAGGUUGGCACAAGGUAAACUUCGGGGUGUUCAAGGAUAAACUAGUCCUUAACGUCGAUUGCGAAUUCGUUGGUGUGGAAGAUUUAAAACCACGCGGUUCGAUUAAAGUCGACGGGGAUCUGUCGAUAGCUAAAAUGAGCAAUAGUAAGAUUACUGUGCCGAUUGACUUGCAAUGGAUGGUUUUAAUUUGCGAUCCGACAAGAGACGAGAGAGAAACGUGCAAAGAGCUACCGAAAACUGUAGAAGCCGCUUUGCUUCAAAUAAAACCCACCUGCAAUACGAUCUGUCCGCAAGGACCACCUGGAUUUAAUGGUUCUACUGGAUUUCCCGGUUCACCUGGACCACCCGGAGCACCGGGGCCAAUUGGUACGUCAGGUUCAACUGGAUUUCCAGGGCAACCGGGGCUGCCGGGUGAACAAGGAAGGAUAGGAGCUCCAGGUAACAUUGGCGCUAGAGGUUUUCCAGGAUUGCAAGGUUCUAAAGGAUCAAUAGGACCCGCAGGACCAUCGGGCUUACCAGGAUCACCAGGCCGAAAGGGUGAAAGAGGCGAUAUGGGAUUUCCGGGUCUGAAAGGAGAUCAAGGUCCUCGAGGGUUUCCGGGUCCGCCAGGGAAUGCGGGUGAUUUUUUACAUGGAUCGCCAGAAUACAAGGACGAAAAAGGAACCAAAGGUGACCGAGGAGACAAUGGCAUUCAAGGACAGCCGGGUGAAAAAGGCGAACCUGGAGACAGAGGAUAUCCGGGAUUAGAUGGAUCCCGCGGUCGUGACGGUGCGUCGGGUCUUCCUGGUCUUCCAGGACCUCCUGGUCUUCCGGGACCUCCUGGAUCGAAAGGCAACACUGCAUAUACGAACACGUCCAGUAUUCCGGGACCACAAGGUCCUCGUGGUAUAAUAGGACCUCCAGGACCAUCAGGCUCAUCAGGACUGCCAGGAUUGCCAGGACCGCCAGGUCAAAUGGGUCCAAAGGGCGAUAUUGGGGAACGUGGUCGAGAUGGCACACCGGGAUUGACGGAUAAUAACGUCAUAUCAGGAUUACCUGGUCCCGAAGGACCUAUUGGGCCUCCUGGUGAUGAUGGUCUUCCAGGUGAAAAAGGAGAAAUUGGAUCAAUAGGUCCUUCAGGACCAUCUGGAAAUCCAGGAAAGGAUGGAUAUCCAGGAUUAUCAGGACUACAGGGACUUCCAGGGCCACACGGAGAACCGGGGUCUCCAGGACCUCGAGGUUUAGAUGGGCUCGCAGGAAAACCAGGGCCGCCAGGAUUCGAUGGAAAAUCAGGUCAAAAAGGUAACAAAGGACAGAAAGGUGAACAAGGUCUGGCCGGACCUCGUGGGUUACCAGGGAAUUCGGGCUCAAUGGGUUCACCAGGAGCACCAGGUGUACCAGGAUUAGAAGGAAGACCCGGUCUACCCGGCUCUUCGGGACCAAUAGGACCAUCAGGACCUCCAGGCCCUCCCGGUCUUUCAGCUGCGAAUAGCAGUUUUGGUAACAUUGGUAGUCCCGGUCUCGAGGGACCUAGAGGUCCACCAGGUCCUCCAGGCGUACCAGGUGAAAGGGGAGUUCCUGGAGAACGAGGAUUAGAAGGUCAGAUAGGACCAUCUGGAAUACCUGGUAAGGACGGAGCGCCUGGAUUGCAAGGUCUCCCCGGGAACAGAGGUCAAACGGGGUUACCUGGACUUCAAGGUCUGCCGGGACGUAGUAUAAGCGAAGCGGAAAUUCGCGAUAUUUGCGCUACUGUUCUGAGAGAAAAGAUGACCGAAAUGGCAGCGUUAAUGCAAGGCCUACCUGGCCCACCCGGUCGAGGCCGUCCGGGUCGUCCUGGAUCCCCUGGACCUCAAGGUCGCCCAGGCGAUCCAGGCCCACCAGGUUUGCCGGGAGAUCGUGGAUUCGUCGGUUUACCUGGUUCGCAGGGUCCUAUUGGUCCACAGGGGCCACCUGGCGAACGUGGGGAAAAGGGGGACAGAGGUCCCGAGGGAAUCGGCUUAGAAGGACCGCCUGGUCUAACAGGUUUACCAGGGCCUCCUGGUAAUGACGGCGUCGGUUUGCCCGGAAGGCAGGGAGACAGAGGUGAACCAGGCAGACCAGGUGUUUCUGGCGCGAGAGGACCACCAGGAGCGCAAGGACCACCCGGAUAUUGCGAAUUCUGCAAUUAUCCUAGUAGCAAUUACUUGCACAAUCGUGGCAACGAGAAAGGUCCUUAAACAGUUGUAAAAACUAACUUCUACAUAUAUAGCGGAAGGAGUACUGAGGAAAGAUUAUUUUUAAAAAUCGUUAUUCGAGAUAUUUUUUAACAUGAGUGUCUUUAUAAUUCAGCACUCAAUGCCGAAUUAACAAUGCCUGUAAACCCCUUACAAAGCACUGUCAUGCAAA